AUGUCGACAACAGCAACCAUGGGUGAGAUGGCAAACAGUUCGGUGGAGUUUUAUCCAAAGCGAGGUGCGGGUGGAGGGACAGAUGCCAACCACUCUGGAGACUUUGGGGCCACACUUGAGGAACUGAGGGCCCUGAUGGAGCUCAGAGGAGCAGAGGCUCUGCAGAAGAUCCAGGAGAGCUAUGGAGGAACAGAGGGACUCUGCCAGAGACUCAAAUCCUCCACAGUUGAUGGUUUGUCAGGUAACCCAGCCGACCUGGAGAAGCGCGGGCAGACAUUUGGACAGAACUUUAUCCCCCCCAAAAAACCUAAAACCUUUCUGCAGCUGGUAUGGGAAGCCCUGCAGGACGUGACCCUUAUAAUUCUGGAGAUCGCAGCCAUCAUUUCUCUUGGCCUGUCAUUCUACCAGCCGCCCGGAGAGGAGAAUGACGUCUGUGGUCACGUAUCGAGUGGAGCGGAGGACGAAGGGGAGGCGGAGGCAGGCUGGAUAGAAGGCGCGGCCAUCCUCCUGUCCGUCAUCUGCGUGGUUCUGGUCACGGCCUUCAAUGACUGGAGCAAAGAGAAGCAGUUCCGUGGACUUCAGAGUCGCAUAGAGCAGGAGCAGCGAUUCGCCGUCGUGCGUAACGGAAACGUCAUCCAGAUCCCCGUGGCCGAGAUGGUGGUCGGAGACAUAGCGCAGGUCAAAUACGGUGAUCUCCUGCCUGCUGAUGGUGUUCUAAUUCAAGGGAAUGAUCUGAAGAUUGACGAGAGCUCUCUGACUGGAGAGUCCGACCAUGUCCGCAAAUCUGCCGACAAGGAUCCCAUGCUCCUCUCUGGCACCCAUGUGAUGGAGGGGUCAGGGAGAAUGCUGGUCACUGCUGUGGGAGUCAACUCUCAGACUGGAAUCAUCUUCACUCUGUUAGGUGCUGGAGAGGGUGAAGAGGAGAAGAAAGAGAAGAAAGAGGACAGUAGUUAUUCAAUGCCAUCUGCAGGUGAAGUCAAACAGAGCCACAUCAUUAAUGGCAAGCAGCCAGAAGCAGCAGUGGAGACCAAUCAGAAUAAAGCCAAGAAGCAGGAUGGAGCUGUUGCCAUGGAGAUGCAGCCACUGAAAAGCGCAGAGGGUGGGGAGGUUGAAGAAAGGGAGAAAAAGAAAGCUAACAUUCCCAAAAAGGAGAAGUCUGUACUCCAGGGCAAACUCACCAAACUGGCAGUGCAGAUUGGCAAAGCUGGUCUGGUGAUGUCUGCCAUCACGGUCAUCAUCCUGGUGCUGUACUUUGUGAUUGAGACGUUUGUGAUUGAGGGCCGGGCGUGGCUUACUGAGUGCACGCCCGUCUAUGUGCAGUACUUUGUCAAGUUCUUCAUCAUCGGCGUGACUGUGUUGGUGGUCGCUGUACCUGAGGGUCUUCCCCUGGCCGUCACCAUCUCUCUGGCCUACUCUGUCAAGAAAAUGAUGAAGGACAACAACCUGGUGCGUCAUCUGGAUGCAUGCGAGACAAUGGGAAAUGCUACUGCGAUCUGUUCUGAUAAGACUGGCACACUGACCACCAACCGUAUGACAGUGGUCCAGGCCUACGUGGGUGACCAGCACUUCCGUGAAAUCCCAGAUCCCAGCCAAAUUAGCCCCAACACCCUGGAGAUGAUCGUCAGUGCCAUAUCCAUCAAUAGUGCCUACACCUCCAAGAUAAUGCCUCCUGAUGUGGAGGGCGGUCUGGCUAAGCAGGUAGGCAAUAAAACGGAGUGUGCCCUCCUUGGCUUUGUGUUGGACCUGAAGAGGGAUUAUGCUCCGGUGAGGGAGCAAAUCCCUGAGGAGAAGCUCUAUAAAGUCUAUACCUUCAACUCUGUCCGGAAGUCCAUGAGCACUGUGGUCCAGAUGCCUGAUGGGAGCUUCCGCCUUUACAGCAAGGGUGCCUCUGAAAUCCUGUUAAAGAAGUGUUCCUUCAUUCUGGGUGCGGGAGGUGAGCCACGAAGCUUCCGCCCACGUGAUCGUGAUGAGAUGGUGAAGAAGGUGAUUGAGCCAAUGGCGUGCGAGGGCCUCAGGACAAUCUGUAUCGCUUACCGUGAUCUCCCUGGUGACCCCGAGCCAGACUGGGACAACGAGGCUGAGAUAGUGACUGAACUCACCUGCAUUGCUGUGGUGGGAAUCGAGGACCCUGUACGACCUGAGGUUCCUGAGGCAAUCAGGAAGUGCCAGCGUGCAGGCAUAACUGUGCGCAUGGUUACCGGCGACAACAUCAACACAGCACGUGCCAUCGCUACAAAGUGCGGCAUCAUUCAACCCGGAGAUGACUUUCUGUGUCUAGAGGGCAAAGACUUCAACCGACGAAUCAGGAAUGAGAAAGGAGAGAUUGAACAGGAGAGAAUUGAUAAAAUCUGGCCUAAACUGAGAGUCCUGGCACGUUCCUCUCCCACUGAUAAACACACACUCGUCAAAGGAAUAAUUGACAGUACAGUUGUGGAGCAGAGACAGGUGGUGGCAGUGACGGGGGAUGGGACCAAUGACGGGCCGGCGCUGAAGAAGGCAGACGUGGGGUUUGCCAUGGGCAUAGCUGGCACAGAUGUGGCUAAAGAGGCAUCUGAUAUCAUUUUGACUGAUGAUAAUUUCACCAGUAUUGUGAAGGCAGUCAUGUGGGGCCGCAAUGUUUACGACAGCAUCUCGAAAUUUCUGCAGUUUCAACUCACUGUUAACGUGGUAGCUGUCAUAGUGGCCUUCACUGGAGCCUGCAUCACACAGGACUCUCCUCUGAAGGCAGUGCAGAUGCUGUGGGUGAACCUGAUCAUGGACACAUUUGCAUCUCUGGCUCUGGCCACCGAGCCCCCAACUGAAGCCCUGCUGCUGAGGAAACCUUAUGGCCGAAACAACCCCCUCAUCUCCCUCACCAUGAUGAAGAACAUACUUGGCCAUGGAGUCUAUCAGCUCGUCAUCAUCUUCACCCUACUCUUUGUUGGAGAGAAGAUCUUUAACAUCGACAGUGGGCGAGAUGCGCCUCUGCACUCCCCUCCCUCCGAACACUACACCAUCAUCUUCAAUACGUUUGUGCUCAUGCAACUCUUUAACGAGAUCAAUGCUCGCAAGAUCCACGGCGAGAGGAACGUGUUUGACGGGAUCUUUGGCAACCCCAUAUUCUGCAGCAUCGUCCUGGGCACCUUUGGAGUGCAGAUCGUGAUUGUGCAAUUUGGGGGGAAGCCAUUCAGCUGCGCCCCUCUGAAUGUGGAACAGUGGCUGUGGUGCCUGUUUGUGGGUGUGGGGGAGCUGCUCUGGGGCCAGGUGAUUGCCACAGUGCCCACUAGCCACCUGAAGUGUCUGAAGGAGGCCGGGCACGGGCCUGGCACAGACGAGAUGACCGAGGAUGAGCUGGCUGAAGACGAGGAAGAAAUUGACCAUGCUGAGAGAGAACUGAGGAGGGGUCAAAUCCUCUGGUUCAGGGGCCUCAACCGUAUUCAGACUCAGAUGCGGGUGGUGAAAGCGUUCCGUAGCUCCCUUUACGAAGGCAUUGAGAAACCGGAAUCCAGGAACUCCAUCCACAACUUCAUGGCUCAUCCCGAGUUUCUCAUCAACGACUACAUCCACAACAUCCCUCUGAUCGACGACACAGACCUCGAUGACGAAUCCGAGCUCUCCAAGCACAAUCACCACGUGCACCCGGCCUUUCGCAAGCCCCCUCCGCCACCUGAGCCCCCACAGCGGUCCCGCCACCCGCCACGCCCCUACCGUCAGUAUAGCCUUCCUGUUACCCCCAAUCGCAACAACAACGCCAUCGAGACCAGUAGCCAUCCACAUCCCACAGGCCCCAGUAGUCAUUGGACCUCCAACACCCGUCAAGUCUGCCCCCUCCUCAGUUUGGAGACCUCACUAUGA
Molecule: messenger RNA, 3834 nt
Organism: Chanos chanos (milkfish)
Lineage: Eukaryota; Metazoa; Chordata; Actinopteri; Gonorynchiformes; Chanidae
Gene: atp2b3b
Product: ATPase plasma membrane Ca2+ transporting 3b
Exons: 21
Coding region: 1-3834 (1277 amino acids)
Biological process (GO): regulation of cytosolic calcium ion concentration; calcium ion transmembrane transport
Cellular component (GO): intracellular membrane-bounded organelle; plasma membrane
Molecular function (GO): PDZ domain binding; P-type calcium transporter activity; ATP binding
Source: RefSeq, a predicted model, not a curated record